Messenger RNA from Huiozyma naganishii CBS 8797, 1854 nucleotides. RefSeq names its product Cdh1p (gene CDH1). Gene Ontology annotation, molecular function: ubiquitin ligase activator activity; anaphase-promoting complex binding; protein binding. The record is from RefSeq and is a predicted model, not a curated record. The transcript has a single exon. Gene Ontology annotation, cellular component: anaphase-promoting complex. The coding region runs from base 1 to 1854 and encodes 617 amino acids. Gene Ontology annotation, biological process: anaphase-promoting complex-dependent catabolic process; positive regulation of anaphase-promoting complex-dependent catabolic process; positive regulation of ubiquitin protein ligase activity. NCBI's taxonomy places the organism in Eukaryota, Fungi, Ascomycota, Saccharomycetes, Saccharomycetales, Saccharomycetaceae.
AUGUCCAGACAGUUGGGCAAUCCGUUUAUGAACAACACGCCGAAACCGUCGCCAUUGAAAGGGAAGGAUGAGCGGUUGCACAGCAGCAAGGUCACGAAGAGGUCAGCAGCGGCAACCGGUUCUACUCCGUCGUCGUCUGUGUCUACGGUGUCCGGGUCGCUGACAAACCCGCUGCUGCUAUCGCCCACUAGGCGGCCCAGAACGACCGGUGGGAGUGUGUACACGGACAGGUUUAUCCCUAGCAGGACGGAAACGGGGAUCAACUCGAUCAAGUCUAUCAGCAGCUCUCAGAGCAUGCCCUUUUUACCGUCUACCAGUACAGAAGACCAAUUGGAAUCCCAGAGGGAGAGACAGGCGCACAAGACCUUCGACGCGGUGCUCAAAAAUGAAAUAUUCGGGGAAAUGCUCUCUAGGGACUCGAUGGAUUCAGAGUCCAACACAAUCGACAAGAUUAAACACACGAGGGCGACCGAAGUGCGGGAGCCAAUGACCCCGUCGCCGGAGAGGAGAAGGCAGAGCGGUAGUAAUGGCGGGUCCACAGUUCCCGCCGACAACAACUCGCAGCGUGGUGUUCCUGCUGCCGGCUCCGACGGUGGCAACGAUGGUUCACGGUCGCACUCGAAUAUAGACUCUGUAUCCGCACCAGUGACCCCGAGAAGAUUAUUCCCGAAUGCAACCGCGGAAGACCACCUCUUCAAACCAUCAAGUAACUCAACAAGGGGAGCCAGUAUAUUCACGUACAGAGACAAGUCAUCUGCCUCCAAGAGGCCCUCAACAACGGCAAGUUUCAUGAAAUCGGCACAGUUUAUGGACUCCAAGUCCCCCGUGCGUCCGGACUCGAAACAACUGUUGCUAUCGUCUCCUGGUAAAUCGUUUAGAAAGAUAACAAAAGUGCCGUACAGGGUUCUGGACGCACCAUCACUUGCAGACGAUUUUUAUUACGAUCUGAUAGAUUGGUCCUCAAAGGAUAUGCUAGCGGUUGCGUUGAACAAGUCGAUCUUCCUAACAAACAACGCCACUGGGGACGUAGUACACCUGUGCGACACAGAUACGGUAGAUAAUGAGUUUACAAGUCUAAGCUGGGUGGGGGCGGGCUCCCACUUGGCUGUCGGGCAGAGGAAUGGGCUUGUCGAGAUAUACGACGCGGUUAAGGGGAAAUGCAUAAGGACACUCUCCGGUCAUGUAGACAGGGUCGCGUGUCUGUCCUGGAACAACCAUAUUUUAUCUUCAGGUAGCAGAGAUCAUCGCAUCUUACACAGAGACGUCAGGAUGCCUGACCCCUUUUUUGAAAGGAUAGAAUCACACACCCAGGAGGUUUGUGGAUUGAAGUGGAAUGUGGACGAAAAUAAAUUGGCAUCAGGCGGGAACGACAACAUCGUACACGUCUACGAUGGGACGUCGAGGACACCCAUGCUUACGCUAAACGAACACAAAGCAGCAGUGAAGGCAAUUGCCUGGUCACCACACAAGAGAGGCAUCCUGGCCACCGGUGGUGGGACUGCAGACCGCUGUCUUAAGAUCUGGAAUAUCAACAAUUUGACAAAGGUUAGAGAGGUCGACACGAGCUCGCAAAUUUGUAACAUGUUGUGGUCGAAAAAUACGGACGAAAUCGUCACGUCUCACGGUUACUCCAAAUACAACCUAACGUUGUGGGAUUACCCAACCUUGAGCCCGGUAGCCAUCCUGAAGGGACACAGUUUCAGAGUCCUGCACUUGACGCUUUCAACAGAUGGGACCACCGUCGUUUCUGGUGCUGGAGAUGAAACGCUAAGGUAUUGGAACUUGUUCGAAAAACAGAAACCAAAAUCGUUACCAGACUCGUCUAUCUUCAGCACAUACAACCAAAUUAGAUAA